GAUAAAUUUCCAUAAAUUGUCUGGUAGUCACGUGAUUUCUCCUACUCAAUUGUGCUCUCAUUAAGAGAUUAGUUUUUCGAAGAAAACGUUUGCUGUUGUAAUUGUGAAUAUGCUGUUGCAUUUUGUUAAAUCUUCUGCAAACACGAUUUUUAACCCAACUAUGUCAAAUUCAAAUUUAAAAUACCUGAUAUAAUAUAAAAACAUCAUAAGUGUUACGAAACAUAUGGUGUCGCCUACGCAUAUAUAUUACAACUCGAGGUGGAAAAUCGUUUGAACAACAGCAAAUUGACAGUAGCCACAUCAUCUGGCCUUGAUGAAAAUACGCAAUCACCUGUUAUUAUUGCCAGUUUAUUUCUUGUUGCAUUAUAUUUAAUUAUAUAUACUUCUUCUAUCAUCUGUCACUCAUAUUUUGACACAUCAUUAACUUACUUAAAACAGUAAUCAAAACUUUUAUAACCUAGUAGGGACUGUCUACUUUAAAAUUACUUUUCAAUUUUCCAUUCGUACUGAAAGUUAUUUUUAAGCAAUGUCAAGGACUGAGUGGUGUGAAUUCUUGUUUCAUUAAUAAUUAAUGUCACAUAGAAGAUUUAUAUUUCAGUAAGUUUAUGGUGCUUGUGUUUAUGAAAGAUGUUACAGAAGACACCAAGAUAAAAAUUGCUAACAAAACGAAAACGUGUCACAAAUAGGUGCAUUUAUAGUCAGUGAUGAAUUAUAUUAUUUGAUUAUGUGCUACAAUGAUCUUUUGAUGAAAUAAAUCACAAAAAUCUAUGAAAGACAAUGCGCACUACUACAAGUACAAGAUCUUGACAUCAAGAGGAACACUUUUGCCAGUCUAAAAAAAUGGCUUGUGAUUUUUUGAUUUGGGGGUUACUUAUGUUUGGAUGUAGUAUACAAGCAUUGUUAGUUGCAUCCAAAGAUGAUUCAUUGGAAUAUAUGAGUAAGGAAGAACGGAACACGUUAAAGGAAGAGUCCAGAGAUAUGUUUUAUCACGCAUAUAAUGCUUAUAUGGAUAAUGCAUAUCCUGCUGAUGAAUUAAUGCCAUUAAGUUGUAAGGGGCGAUAUAGAGGGUCAGAACCGAAUAGGGGUGAUAUAGAUUUCACAUUGGGAAAUUUUUCACUUACAUUGGUUGAUACGUUAGACACACUUGUGGUGUUGGGGGAUUUAGAAGAAUUUGAAAAUGCAGUUAAACUUGUUGCCAGAGAUGUUAACUUCGACACAGAUGUUAUUGUUUCUCUAUUUGAAACUAAUAUUAGAAUGCUUGGAGGUCUUCUAAGUGGCCAUAUACUAGCAGAAUAUUUGCAACAAAGAGCUGAUAUAAUGCCAUGGUAUCGAGGUGAACUUUUAAAUUUAGCAAAAGAUUUGGGGUACAGAUUUCUACCUGCAUUUAACACAACAACGGGGAUACCAUAUGGCAGAAUAAAUUUAAAAUAUGGUAUGAAAGGUGUACCUUUAGAAGUAUCAAGAGAAACAUGUACAGCCUGUGCAGGUAGCAUGAUUUUAGAAAUGGCAGCACUGUCAAGAUUAACGGGAGAAUCAGUUUUUGAGGAAAAAGCACAGAAAGCGAUGGAUGUUUUAUGGAGAAUGCGUCAUCGUGGUACUGACUUAAUGGGUUCUGUAUUAAAUGUACAUUCUGGUGACUGGGUGCGAAGAGAUUCUGGUGUAGGAGCAGGUAUAGACUCCUACUAUGAAUAUUGUCUGAAGGCAUAUAUUUUACUAGGUGAUGAAAAGUAUCUUGGACGAUUUAAUAAACAUUAUCAAGCUGUAAUGAAGUACGUAAGUCAAGGACCGAUGUUGUUAGAUGUACAUAUGCACAGACCAAACACAAAUUCCAAAAAUUUUAUGGAUGCUUUAUUAGCUUUUUGGCCUGGUUUACAAGUAUUAAAAGGUGACAUUAAACCUGCUGUCGAAACACAUGAAAUGCUGUAUCAAGUUAUGCAGAGACAUAAUUUUAUACCAGAAGCAUUUACUACAGAUUUUCAGAUACAUUGGGGACAUCAUCCUUUAAGACCCGAGUUUUUAGAAUCAACUUACUUUCUUUAUCGUGCUACAGGCGAUCAUUAUUAUUUAGGAGUUGGGCGUAAGGUAUUAAAAAGUUUACAAACUUAUGCCAGAGUACCGUGCGGUUACGCAGCUGUGUCUGAUGUUAGAACUAAUAAACAUGAUGAUACAAUGGAUAGCUUUGUAUUGUCAGAAACAUUUAAAUACUUGUUUCUAUUAUUCGCGGAACCAGGCGAAUUGGUGUUAGAUUUAGAUGAAUUCAUUUUUACAACCGAAGGACACCUAUUACCAUUAACACUUGCUUCUGUAAGAACUAAUGUUUCUUCGGAUUUCGAACGUGAUGUGGUGCACGUGGACGAAAUGGAUCGUAUUUGUCCUAAUAGUCUACAUCUAUUUCCUGCAUCAGUGCGUUUACCUUUGAGAAAUAUGGUUGAAGAUGUGUGUCCACGACGAACACUAAAAAGAAGAUUAAGAGCUGAAGAAUUUCAGGCUAACAACUUGGAACAUUUGAAAUUAUUGAGCGAUAUGGGAAUAACAACUUUAACGUUAGCAGAUGGACGAGCUGAACUUUUACAUACUUUUUCUGAUGCAAAAACGCUGCAGGAUUCGGAAGAAGGUUUGUUGUUCAUGCAAGAAAUCGUAGAAAUGAAUAAAAUGCAGUCACAGCAAACUGAAACUAAACUACAGGCAGUUACAUUUAUAAAACCAAAUACAAAUCCACCACAAAAAGUGACAUUAUUGGCUGGGCCAGCACAUUUUGGGCUGGAACUGAAAGGGUUGAACAAAGUUACUGGAAAAAUUAUUCUUACAUACCCAACUACAGCUUGUACUGAACUUCUUAAUGUGGAUAAACUUGCAGGCAAGAUAGUAGUAAUGGAUCGUGGGAAUUGUAUGUUUAUAGAAAAGGCAAGUCGGAUUCAACAAGCUGGUGCUAUUGCUGGAAUAGUAUUAGAUAAUGUCGUUGGUUCUAGUGCUGCAACUUCAUCUAUGUUUGCAAUGUCAGGAGAUGGAAAAGAAGUUGAUAUAACUAUACCAGUUGUAUUUUUGUUCAGUGUUGAAGGUUUUGAAUUACUAAAGGCUAAUGCAGCUGCUAAUCGUGAUCUUACAGUUACUAUUGGUGAGAAAUUCUUAUGCCUUAAUAAGUAGUAUGAAAGGUUUUCA
This is a messenger RNA of Nomia melanderi (Alkali bee), 3159 nucleotides long. NCBI's taxonomy places the organism in Eukaryota, Metazoa, Arthropoda, Insecta, Hymenoptera, Halictidae. The record is from RefSeq and is a predicted model, not a curated record.